This is a messenger RNA of Scophthalmus maximus (turbot), 511 nucleotides long. It is a transcript of the gene sec61g, whose product is annotated as SEC61 translocon subunit gamma. Gene Ontology annotation, cellular component: membrane; Ssh1 translocon complex. The transcript is spliced from 4 exons. Gene Ontology annotation, molecular function: transmembrane protein transporter activity. Gene Ontology annotation, biological process: protein targeting; post-translational protein targeting to membrane, translocation. The coding region runs from base 142 to 348 and encodes 68 amino acids. Lineage: Eukaryota; Metazoa; Chordata; Actinopteri; Pleuronectiformes; Scophthalmidae. The record is from RefSeq and is a predicted model, not a curated record.
CGGGAGUAACGUGUCAUACGCAUGCGCGUUUCAAGUCUACGUCAGCUCUUCUUUACCAACUAGCUGCUCAAAAGCUACGUGGCUCUCACUGCUCCGACUGUCCUCUCAUCACACACGACCUCCGAACCAGCCGAGAACACCAUGGACCAGGUGAUGCAGUUCGUGGAGCCCAGCCGGCAGUUCGUCAAAGACUCCAUAAGGCUCGUGAAGAGAUGCACCAAACCCGACAGGAAAGAAUUCCAGAAGAUUGCCAUGGCCACAGCGAUCGGAUUUGCCAUCAUGGGUUUCAUCGGUUUCUUUGUCAAACUCAUCCACAUCCCCAUCAACAACAUCAUCGUUGGUGGUUAAAUCCUGGUCAAGAAAAAGCAAACUUCAAUACCUUGGGACAGGAGAUGGUGCUGUAGAGUGUUGGGAUGAUGACUGAUGGGGGUUGGGUCUGAAGGGAUGGCAUUUUUACAUUCUGUGCACAACAUUUGUAUUCCGCUGUGUAAAUAAAACAAAUGGAAACCAA